AUGUCAGCGUUUAAAUUGGAAACUACAAAAAAAUCCAAAGAAAAAAAAUACAAUGAAGUAAUUAAAGGUAAAGAAGAAAUGAAAUCAUACAGCGGCUUAAAAUUAAUAUCCUCAACAAAAGUUUUUGAAAAAUUUCUAGAUAUUUGUUAUUGCACUGACAGCAAAGAAUUUCUUGUACUCGAUGACGGUUUAAAAAUUCACAGAUAUUUAUUAGACGGACAAGUAAUCCAUCCUUCAUUUAUUCUGAGCCCUAGUAUGUUAUUUUCGAAAAUAAUUUGGUGUGAAAGUAUUAAAUUAUUUGCAUGCUAUGCUCCUCAUUAUGAAACUAUUUGGCUCCUGGAUCAAAAAUUUAAAUCAAUACAAACAAUAAGAAAUGAAUCUAAAAUUGAAAAUUUAAUUUUUUCUUAUGAUCAAUUUAUUGUCAUCGGUCUUAUCAAUGUCACUAGAUAUUUAAAAAAUAAAUUUAAAUUAACUUUCGAGUGUGAUCCAAAAAUAAAUAUGAUGGAUGAUAACUACGGAUCUGUAUGGUCAAUACAAUGCUCCUCAUUAAUAACAAUUGAUAUAUAUUCACCAUUAAAAUUAGCGGGAUCUUAUUUAACGACAAUAUAUAUUAUACCAUUGAACCCAGACGAAGAUGAAGACACAAGUCUUCCAGUUAAGUUUUUAUCAAAAAAAAUAAACGCUUCCGCAUCGGCAAUUACAGCUCUUUAUUAUCAACCUGCAAGUAAAUGGAUCAUUACCGGUGAUCAAUUAGGCAAUGUUUCAGCAUGGACAAUAAAUUUAGACAAAGUAUUUAGUUACUUAGCCGGCCAUAAAGGUGCAGUGAAGACAAUUAUCUCUCAUCCUUCAAUUUGUGGUUUCAUUACCACGUCCACAGACAAUAUUCUUCAAGUAUGGAGCUGUAAUUUUAAAGAUAAAUCUGAGUCUUUUUCAAAUCUUGGAGCAAUAACUUCAAUGGCAAUUAAUGAAUCAUCAUCACUAGUAACUCUAGGAACAAAAUUAACUUUUUUUUACACGCACCAGCUUUAUUUAUUUUACUCUCCACUUACUGCGAAACCAAAUAUUUUAUUGUCAACCCAAAAUCUAAUCCAUCCAAUUCGUAUUGUCGUCAGUAAUAAUUAUGAUCAUACAAUAAGUAUUUUAUCUUCUGCUACUGGAAAACAAAUAAAUGUUAUUGUUCUUCCAUCUAAUGUUGAUCCUAUAUCUAUUUCUUACAGCUCUGUCACCACUGACAUUUAUAUCGUCCCAAUGAAAAUACAAAAUAUUAUCAUUUUAAAUUCUAAAAUAUUUCCAAUGAAGAUCAAAAAUUCAUGGACAAGCGAAAAAAGAAUAACAACUGUCGUAGUAUACGAUCAUUAUCAACGAAUUGAAUAUAAUCGAAAGUUUUAUCCAGCUGCAAAUUCUAAUUGUAUGCGAGUAAUUGCUGGAACAGAUACAGGGGAGCUGAUAUCUAUUGAAGAAUCAACUGGAAAAUUCCAACAAAUCAUAGAAGUUCUUUAUAGUUUUAUAUUAUAA
Messenger RNA from Microplitis demolitor, 1515 nucleotides. RefSeq lists its product as uncharacterized. Gene Ontology annotation, molecular function: protein binding. The transcript has 7 exons. The coding region runs from base 1 to 1515 and encodes 504 amino acids. NCBI's taxonomy places the organism in Eukaryota, Metazoa, Arthropoda, Insecta, Hymenoptera, Braconidae. The record is from RefSeq and is a predicted model, not a curated record.